AAUAGCGCGCAUCACAUUUGAGAGGCGCGCGGGAAGCGCCUGCAAAGCCGCCCCUCUGCGCGCGCAACCCGCCUCCGGCCGCCGCGCCACCAUUCGCGCGCGACAGGCGAGGCGCGGCGCCGCGCCGCUCACACAAACUGACGUGUUUUGCGCAUUUCCUGCACCAGAGAGAGCGAGAGCGCGCGCGCGCACGAGACGGCGAGAGAGAGAGAGAAAGAGAGAGAGCGAGCAGUGGGCUGUAGGACACGGAGAGCCGCGGUCGCGGAGUGAGAGAGAGAGAGAGAGAGAGAGAGCGCAGCUCCGGCGGCUGCAGGAGGAGACGAAGGAGAAGAAGGGAGCGGGCGAAGAAGCGGGGCGCGCGCGCUGGGAGCCCACACAGGAUACGCCGGGACACAGGACGAGGAGGAGGCGCGUCCCCGAUGCGCCGCGCACAGCCCGGGACCCGGACCGUCCUGCGCUCCUCCUGCGACCAGAGCGGGACGAGCAGCGUGGUGGUGGUGGUGGAAGCCCGCGGGCUGUGAGAGAAACACGCAGCCCGGGAUCGUCCGGAGGAGGAGGACGACGAGGAGGCUCAGCUCAGCUGCCUUUCCUUCUUCUCUUCUGCUCUCCUGCACGCACGGCGCGGCGGCCGCGCGCACACACACACACACACACACACACACACACACACUCCUCCUCCUCCUCUCUCUCCGCGGCUGUGUGUGUAACUACUGAGCAAUUUUCGUCGUUUCGCGAGCGGGGGGAUUCGACACGGCAACGGCAAAAAAAAAAAAAAAAAACAAGGAGAGAAACAAAGAGAGGGCAGGUAGAAAGAGGAACAGACGAGAGCAGUUUAGUGGGCGCGUUCGCGUGGGAAAGGCUGCUUUACAUGCGAUUUGUGUGAGUGAGAGCGCGUUAGCGCAGCACUGCUGUUUUUCCGUUAUAAAGCCUGCAGGAACCGCACACGUCCACUGGGUGUCGCCAGAGCUGAGGAAAAAAACCCCAGCGCUCAUUCCGGGGGUCUCCGGCGGAGCAAACUAACACGACAACACACUACUAAAUAUUUUAUUACCUUUUCAGACACUAGGGACAUUUUUGGAAAAAAAAAAAGAAGGAAAAAAAAAAGCAGCCCACAUUUCGAGCCAGACGAUCUGAGAUUCGUGCCAUCCAUCCAUCGCCAUGGUCGUUUUUAACGGGCUGCUCAAAAUAAAGAUAUGCGAGGCGCUGGACCUGAAGCCCACUGCGUGGUCCCUGAGGCACGCGGUGGGACCCAAGACUCAGACCUUCCUGCUGGACACGUACAUCGCGCUGAACGUGGACGACUCGCGCGUGGGCCAGACCUCCACGAAGCAGAAGACCAACAGCCCCGCGUGGAACGACGAGUUCGUGACGGAGGUGCACGACGGGCGCCGGAUCGAGCUGUCCGUCUUCCACGACGCGCCCAUCGGCUACGACGACUUCGUGGCCAACUGCAUCAUCCAGUUCGAGGACCUGCUGCAGAACGGCAGCAGACACUUCGAGGACUGGAUAGACUUGGAACCGGAAGGAAAGGUAUAUGUCGUUAUCGACCUGUCGGGAUCGUCCAGCGAAGCAGCCUCGGCGUCCAGCGAGAAUGAAGAGCGUGUGUUCCGGGAGCGCAUGCGGCCGCGGAAGCGGCAGGGUGCGGUCCGGAGGCGGGUCCACCAGGUCAACGGACACAAGUUCAUGGCCACCUACCUGCGGCAGCCCACCUACUGCUCCCACUGCCGCGACUUCAUCUGGGGUGUUAUCGGAAAGCAGGGCUACCAAUGCCAAGUGUGCACCUGCGUGGUCCACAAACGCUGCCAUGAGCUCAUAAUCACGAAGUGUGCCGGCCUGAAGAAGCAGGAAGACACGCCGGAGGAGGUUGGUUCGCAGCGCUUCAGCGUCAACAUGCCCCACAAAUUCAGCAUCCACAACUACAAAGUUCCUACCUUCUGCGACCACUGCGGCUCCCUGCUCUGGGGUUUGCUGAGACAAGGGCUGCAAUGCAAAGUCUGUAAGAUGAAUGUACAUAGACGCUGUGAAAGCAACGUGGCUCCGAACUGCGGCGUGGACGCCCGAGGCAUCGCCAAAGUGCUCUCGGACCUGGGAGUCACUCCGGACAAGAUCUCUAGCAGCGCGCAGAGGAGGAAGAAGUUGGUCCCAGGUCAAGAACCCCAGCAGUCCAUCCCAGGCACACCGCAGGCUGAGGAGGACCGCUCUAAAUCUGCACCCACCUCCCCGUGCGACCAGGGUACCUGCCCAGAAAACAAAGAACUCGAAAACAUCAGGAAGGCCCUCUCGUUCGACCACCGCGGGGAGGAGCACAAGUCGACCUUGCCCGCGUCCUCGUCAGGAGGGGGUGACCCGGCACCCCCGGCGGACGGCCGGGAGAACGGAGAGCUGAAGGCCUUCCAGGCAAAGCGAAUGAACCUGGAAGACUUCACUUUCAUCAAAGUCCUCGGGAAAGGCAGCUUCGGCAAGGUGAUGCUGGCGGAGCUCAAAGGUACGGACGAGGUGUACGCCGUGAAGGUUCUGAAGAAGGACGUGAUCCUGCAGGACGACGACGUUGACUGCACCCUGACGGAGAAGCGCAUCCUGGCCCUGGCGAGGAAACACCCCUACCUGACACAGCUCUUCUGCUGCUUCCAAACCAAGGAUCGGCUCUUCUUCGUGAUGGAGUACGUGAACGGAGGUGACCUGAUGUUCCAGAUUCAGCGAUCCCGCAAGUUCGAUGAGGCGCGUUCCCGCUUCUAUGCGGCCGAGGUCACCUCCGCGCUCAUGUUCCUGCAUCAGCAUGGAGUCAUCUACAGAGAUUUGAAACUGGACAACAUCCUGCUGGAUGCAGAGGGUCAUUGCAAGCUGGCUGAUUUUGGGAUGUGCAAAGAGGGCAUCCUCAACGGGGUGACCACCACCACGUUCUGCGGGACCCCCGACUACAUCGCCCCCGAGAUCCUGCAGGAGCUCGAGUACGGCCCCUCUGUGGAUUGGUGGGCUCUGGGGGUUCUUAUGUACGAGAUGAUGGCGGGGCAGCCUCCGUUCGAGGCGGACAACGAGGAUGACCUGUUUGAAUCCAUCCUCCACGACGAUGUGCUCUACCCCGUGUGGCUGAGCAAGGAGGCAGUGAGCAUCCUCAAAGCGUUCAUGACGAAGAGCCCUAAUAAGCGGCUGGGCUGUGUGGCUGCCCAAAGCGGAGAAGAGGCCAUCAAGGUCCAUCCUUUCUUCAAGGAGAUUGACUGGCAGCAGCUGGAGCAGAGGAAGAUUAAACCACCCUUCAAGCCCCGCAUUAAAACCAAAAGGGAUGUCAACAAUUUUGACCAGGACUUCACACGCGAGGACCCUGUGCUCACCCCUGUGGAGGAGGCCAUCAUCAAGCAGAUCAACCAGGAGGAGUUCAAGGGCUUCUCCUACUUCGGGGAGGACACGCUGUCCUAAGAGCCCUGUCCAUUUACGUUCCCGUGCGACCCCUCUGCCGUUCUUCACGCACUUCGACUCAGACGCACACACGCAGCCCGACCCGUGGGCCAAUACCAGGAUUAAAAUCCCCUUAGCUAAUCUCCCUUUUCCUAAAACACUCCAUUCCUUUCCCUUUCGUAUCUGGCCCUUAUUUUCCUUUCCUUACUGCAUGUCCGUUUCAGUCUUUGGUUUUUUUUUUUUUUUUUUUUUUUUUUGUAACGUGCUGUUGUACAGAUGCAGAACAGACUAUCGCGCAGAAGCAGCCCUAGGGGGAGUCCUUCCUCGUAACCGGGCAGUCGGUCCGCCUUGUCCGUGGUCCAAAGACGAUCGCUAGCCAAACCAACCUUCCCGCAGGCUUCCGCGUCGGAGGCUCGCUGCUAGCAACGGCCCUGCAACGGUCAGACCUCCCGUACGAGAAUUGCAGCGCUCGCGGACCCGAGCGUCACUUUGCUUGCGGCGAGCAUCGUUUUUGGUGACGUGCGCUAAUUCGCUGUACGGUAUAUCGGUGACGCGGAGGCCGUGGAAACCAGUUACAAAAGAGCUUGGUGCGAGAUCGCUCUGUCUUACGUCGUAGGACACGGCAUCGGCAAGAGGUAUGACCGAAUACGGGAAGCUGGAUCGAAAACACUAGUGAAGCGAGGCUGAGGUUCCCUUGGGUGGCCGAUGGCUUCUGUCGGCUGUGGCUUCUCGGGAACUUCUCGCAAAAAAUUACAGAAGAAUGGCAUGUCGUAGAACGGUCCUUAUUUGCUUCCGGGAACUAAUGUAACCUUGACAAAUCGACUAAACUGAUGACUGUUCUUCAAGCAACUGUAGACUGCAGUGGAACGGAGGAUGAACGGGAACGGAGACAAUGCAAACGAUUUUUCGUUGUCUCAGUUUCCCAUGACCUCAGUUUCUUCGUAACGGAGACAAAGUCGUGAUUUCGGCACAGGAAACCCCUAGGGUCUCUUCUUUGUGGUUGUAGUGCAGCCCUCAGUAGCGAAACAGGUCGGUGCUACUGGCCUCCUUUACCCUACUCGGAUUUUGUCUUUCUGGAUCUUUCUGUGCAAUGUCCAACUUGCGUGCCCUGCGUGAACCGAAUUGAUAGUACCGCCGAUGGUACCGAGGAAUGAAACCCUACCGGAUUUCAACGUCCAAACAAACAAAUGGAAGAAUUUGACGUUGUUAUAGAAAACCUUUUCCGAAGAUCAAAAUUUUACAGCUCUUACGGUAAUAGUUAAUGUACAAUACAUCGAAAUGCCUUUUGGUGUGUUGGGUAAAUUUUGCGGAAAACGCGAGGAAGCUAAAAGCAGAACGGUUACCUACAGUAGAUAUGCUCACAGUGUUAUUGUACUUUAUUUCUAAAUAUUCCUUAUACGGCUUCUUUUCAGAGUUCGGGUGCGAGAGUGUUUGCGUGUUCCCGUGUGCUUGUACGACCGUCGACAUGAAUUUAUUUUAUUGUGUCUUUUCGUUGUUGGGUUUUAAAUGAUUUUACUGGAUCGUCUUGUUGCUUAGCUUUUGAAAUCCCGACCAAGAUUUCCUGUUAUGCAACAAGACUCACUAUAGUGGGUGGCAAAACCAGCACCUAAAACCAGUGUCUUGCCCUCUGUACAGAAGAUACUUUGUAUAUAAUCUUUGCUGCGAAGCUUGUGAAGCUAUUUGAACAUAGAGGUGUCAACCACUGCAUGGUAAGACAUAAGAUAGUGUUGUGUAUUACUAGUCAAUGAGAAAAAAAGUUCAAUGUGCAAUACUCUGUGUCUUAUGUGUUUGUUUGGUUUACUUUUUUGGUUUCGUCUCGUUUCCCCCACUCAUAGUUUUUAUGGUUUGGUCGUUUUUGUUUUUUUUUUUCUUUCUUUUUUCUUUUUAAAGCAUGGUCUUUUGCCUGAUCCCUGCUGAAGCUUCACGUAUCCCCCACCCUUGUGGUUAGUAUGCACUCAUUCCUGCCCGUGACCUCCCUGACUCCACAGAGACAUUGUCCCCCCAACCAGGUGGGAGGGAUGCAUGUCCGAAGGCAGGGUUCCUCUCGUCCCGUGAUCUGACCGUCGGGACCUUGGAACGCUGGCGAGGCCGAAGGUUGUCGGGAGAGGACUUUCCCAAAACUGAGCACCAAAUCUGAACUUUUUUCGAAAACCAAAAGCCAGUCAGGAUCCCUGCAAAUAUUCUUUAUCUCGUGUGUCUGAAGUUUCUGCAAAAAAAAAAAAAGAAAAAAAAAAAAAAAGGCA
Molecule: messenger RNA, 5636 nt
Organism: Scleropages formosus (Asian bonytongue)
Lineage: Eukaryota; Metazoa; Chordata; Actinopteri; Osteoglossiformes; Osteoglossidae
Gene: prkceb
Product: protein kinase C, epsilon b
Exons: 15
Coding region: 1159-3414 (751 amino acids)
Biological process (GO): protein phosphorylation
Molecular function (GO): ATP binding; diacylglycerol-dependent serine/threonine kinase activity
Source: RefSeq, a predicted model, not a curated record